This is a messenger RNA of Nipponia nippon (crested ibis), 1197 nucleotides long. NCBI's taxonomy places the organism in Eukaryota, Metazoa, Chordata, Aves, Pelecaniformes, Threskiornithidae. The record is from RefSeq and is a predicted model, not a curated record.
AUGCUGCUAGGUCCUGUCUUCCCAAACCUCUUGCCCUCAGACUGGAUGAUUGAUGCCAGAUCCUUUGCUCAUAGCUCGUUGUUCCCCAUUUGUCAGAACAGGCCAGCGGAGACCAACUCAGAGGUGGACAAAUCGGCAUCACCCUCAGUGGCUCAGCUAGCAGGGAAAUUCAAAGAGCAAGCAGCCAAUAUCACUGGAAAAGAGGUACCACCACAUAAGCCAACUCGGAGGAAACCACCAUGCUCCCUUCCAUUGUUUUCCCACAAAACUGAGACAAGUGACAAUGGUGAGCAAAAGCGGUCUCCAAAUGCUUGCCCCAUUCCCAAGGUCAAAGUGAAAAGCUCCCCCAUGAUUGAAAAGCUGCAGGCCAAUCUGGCUUUUGCUCCAGCUGCUCUGCUGCCGGGAGCAUCUCCCAAAAGCCCUGGUCUGAAAGCCCUGGUUUCUCCGUUCAGCACCCCUCCCUCAACGCCCAGCAGCCCAGGGACUCAGUCCCAGCCCACUGAAGCAAAUGAGACGCCGGUCAGCUUUGAUCAACCCCCAGAAGGCACUCAGCUGCAAUUCUAUAAUAAGGUGCGGACGCGAGGAUCGAUAAAGCGCAGGCCUCCCUCCAGGAAGUUCCGAAGAUCUCUGUCGGACUACGGAGAUGGGGAAGAUUUAGGGGUCAACAUCUCCUCUCCAGAAAAUGGUGCCAAGGAGGAUGGGGAUGAGGUGUUUGGGCCCAAGGGCAAGACAGAGGAGGCAGAAACAGGGAGCAAAGAGCAGAAGAAACAGACAGGGUCUGAUGAGAAGCCCCAAUCAAGGAGAGGAUCCAGUAGAUCAGAAGAUGAAGAAAAAGGGGGAAAACAGGCAGAGGAAAUGACUCCUUGCAAGAGUGAGGCAGGGGAUACAAAGGAGGAGGAGGAAGUGUGUUGUGGUGCUCCAGGGGAGGAGAAUGCUCCCCAGCCUCCCUCUGGAAACAAGGAGGAGAAGGUGUGCGAGGGCCCUCAGGGAGAAGAGCAGCAAGGCAGUGCCUGUGAACAGGAAAACGGGGACAAGGAGAAGGAAAAAGCUGAAGCUGAAGCAAAGGAGACCAGUGAGAGCACAGAUGCACAGACAAUGUCAGACACUGAAGAAACACCACUGGCAGCGGACGCAGUGGGCUUAGGGACUGCCAGUGAGCCUUCAACACCAGCCACGCCGGACCAGGGCACAGCAUAA